This is a messenger RNA of Tilletiaria anomala UBC 951, 2480 nucleotides long. RefSeq lists its product as uncharacterized. The transcript is spliced from 2 exons. The record is from RefSeq and is a predicted model, not a curated record. Bases 173 to 2368 code for a protein of 731 amino acids. NCBI's taxonomy places the organism in Eukaryota, Fungi, Basidiomycota, Exobasidiomycetes, Georgefischeriales, Tilletiariaceae.
CAAUGAGCGAAUUUGCUUGGCAGAGACGCGGCAAUGCAGCACGAGUCACACGUUGCUGCGCACGCCGUAAAGGGGGCAAAGGUGCAGUGUUCUUGGCAUCAAGCGGUGCUGCAGUCUCCUGCCUACCUCAUCGGACCGGGAAAUCCUCAGGGAAACUUUGUGCUGGAAGUGCAUGAGCGCUGUGAUGCCAGCAAGGGGAGAGAGUGGGCCGGUGCUAACCCGCGUAAGCACCCUUAGUCUUGUCCGGCAUCAACACUACCUCGUCCUCGUCUUCUCGCUUGCCUUGCUUCCUCCAUCUCUUCAUCCUCCAUCUCCAGCCUCACCAUCAUCCCCCAGCACCCCCAGACCUCAUACCCCUCCCUCCUUCACUGCUGUGCAGAUACGCAGUGUGCUGAUGACCCCCAAACAUUGCUCCUGCUCUCAGUCUGAUCCUCUUUCUCGACGAAGGACGCAUCAUUCUCCGUACUCCCAUCUCUGUCCCCCUCCCCCUUUCCUCUCUGGAUCCUUCCUUGCAACUUGCAUCGCUCCAGACUCGUUCGCCACUUGCCAGCAAAACCCACGCAACUCUUUGGCCAGCCCAAACAACACCACGCUUGUAGCAUUUUUAUCUCUCCCUCCCUUUCUUCCUCUCUCUGGCGGACAGCACGUCUUUUCGGCUACUAUGAAGUCGAACUUUGCCCUCUGCGCCUUUACAGCGCUCUUCAGCCUCAUCGCGACCCCCGCCUCGGUCGCCGCGCACGGCUCGCACAACGACAUUUCCGGCCUCGCUGUCAGGCACCACGGUCACCACGCCAAGCGCAUCGCCAAGCAGCUCAUACACUCCAGGCGCAACGAGACCGACUCUGCCUCCAGCUCUGACGGUAUCCAGUCGGACCACAACGUUUGGAAGGGCGUCGCUGCUUCCGGCUCGGACAAGUCAUCGCCCACCAACAAUGUCAACAGCAACAACAGCGAUAACAGCAACAGCAAUUACAACGACAAUAAAGACGAUGACAACAACCCCACCCCUUCAUCUCCCAGCAAGUGGCACACACCUGCCUCUUUCUCGUACCACACCGGCAGCGGGUCUGCUCCCAGCUCUCAAAGCCAGACCAAGGCUGACAGCAGCGAUGGCCAUACAUCGUUCUCCUCGCACGGCAAGGUCAUCGUCACGCAUGAGAAGCCCAAGCCGUACACGCCGAGCAAGGACAACUACGAUGACAGUGACGACGACAAUGAUGACAUCUCUUCAUCUUCGUCGCACCAUAAUCCGACCGGCACUUGGAAGUUGCUCAGCCCGGCCGCGACUAACGGACAGCACAUUGGCACACCCAAGAACGGCAUGACCCACACGGUCAGCAAUCACGGUGGCAACAACACGCACAUCACGCUGCACAACGGCACCAGCUCGGUGAACGGCACGGCACACAAGGGUACCACGCUGAACAAUGCCACCGCCAUGUCACCGUUCAACAAGUCUGAUGGCAAGUUCAACGCCUCGCUGCUGUACGCCGGUGACGUCUUUGCCAACGCGAAGUACCUCGGCAACGGCACGUUUGCGUGCAAGAUCAUGCAGAGCACCAAGGUCGACGGCGCGAUCUACCGCAACGUCACAUACACGCCUAAGGAGAUGAGUGCUUGGACCAAGAAGCAGGGCGUUGAUGUCUGCCACAAGAAGCCUGUCGCCACGAGCUCCAGCUCGCACCACAGCACGGCCAAGGCGACGUACAGUGGCAGCGCUGCGUCCGCCAAGGCCACGCACAAGGCAAGCAACGCCGUUGCGUCGUCACCUUCGUAUGACUCGGUCAACAGCGGCGGUAGCUCCGGUGUCUGGAGUGGCAGCGGCGGCUCGGACGGCUCAUCUGGUGACGAGGUCGACUGUGACGAAGAGGAUGACAACGGUGACGAUGGGGGGGAUGACAAUAACAGCAACGUCAGCAAGCCUUCGUCAGCUGCGUCCAAGGCCACGUCGAACGUACACGCUGCUGCUACCGCGAGCAGUAGUAGCAGCAACAGCAAAAGUUCGUCUGUGUCCACCUCCAGUUCAUCGUCCUCGAGCUCGGGCUCGUUGGGCCAGUGGAUUUCGAACGCGUUCGCGACUUACUACUUGCAGAACAACAAUGCUGGCUCGUGUGGCAAGGUACACUCGGACUCGGACCGGAUCGUGGCGCUGACGCCGACAUACAACGGCAACAACCAGGCAUGCGGCAAGCAGGUGCGUAUCUGCGUCGCGAACAACAAGAGCAAGUGCGUCACCGCGACCGUCGCGGACCUCUGCCCGACGUGCAUCACACCCAACUCUAUCGACCUCAGCAGGGGCACCUUCCAGGCGCUCGAGUCCAACUUGGGCGUCGGCCAGUUUGCCAUCACGUGGGCCUUUUCCAACUGAUCUCGCCGUCUGCUGGAAGCAGUGGCGGGGGCUGCACUGUCUUGUAUUGACCUGGCGCCUGCAUCGACAGUGAUAUCAUCUCAGCUGGGCCGGCUGCCGGUCGUAAGGAUCA